CCGGGGCGCACGCUGUCCCCAAGGGAGGCCAAACAAGUUGCAGGAUCUGGCUGGUGUGACCAGCGGGUGCUGGGGCACAAUCGUGAAGCCUUUGAGAGGAGCCUGGAGCUCGGGGAUGGUGACGGUGAGCGGCAGGUGUGGGAGGCCUUGCAGCAGCAGCUCCUCCAGUCCCUCCUGGCCUUCUCUGCUGUGAACAGCAUCUCACGGGCUGGGGGCCCUGAGCACCGGGGCUCACCCGGGAUGGGGAGCAGGGACGCUGGGUCCCUGUGCCUCCCAGCGGCGCGGCCGAGUGACUUCUGGCUGCGCUGA
This is a messenger RNA of Rangifer tarandus platyrhynchus (Svalbard reindeer), 309 nucleotides long. The record is from the annotation of a GenBank genome assembly. Lineage: Eukaryota; Metazoa; Chordata; Mammalia; Artiodactyla; Cervidae.